This is a messenger RNA of Patella vulgata (common limpet), 1845 nucleotides long. RefSeq lists its product as uncharacterized. The record is from RefSeq and is a predicted model, not a curated record. The transcript is spliced from 6 exons. Lineage: Eukaryota; Metazoa; Mollusca; Gastropoda; Patellidae. The coding region runs from base 19 to 1509 and encodes 496 amino acids.
GCGGGAUUUAACCUACAUAUGGCUGUUUUGCCGUGCCAACGGCGCAGAUUAUGCUUUAGACUUCAAAUAGAAUCAUCGUUGGCGCUUCCCACAAAAAAUACAGCUUUAAUUAAAGUCAGCUCAUCUGGGACAUGGAACGAUGCUUACCAAAUAUGUUGCAAUAUGAAUGGACGAAUGGUGCAACCGGACACCGAAUAUAAAUAUAACCAAUUACUAAAGUUAGAAAAACAUCUAUGCCUAACGGGUCCAAACAUGUGGACGGGUGUAUAUGAUGUUACACCUGGAGGCGGAGACUGGACGUGGACAGAUGGGUCUAAGGUCAAUUUGUAUCCACCAUGGAAAAAUCAAAACAAUCCAAGGGAAGAUCAGAAUUGUCUUCGUCUCGACUGCUUUGGCCUUGCCGAUAAAGAGUGCAACAGAACAUUCCAGAUAGUUUGCGAAACACAAAAAGGUUCAUGCAGCUUUGAUAAAUAUGAAAACAGUCAGGUACAGAACCAUUCUGCAGCUGCACUGCAACUUGUGCUGUCUUUAGAAAACUGUUUCCAUUUAUGUCUGUGGUACGAUACUGGUGAUGCUGAAUGUACUGCUGUAGCUUUUGAAAACAACAACUGUUCCAUAUACACUAGUGAUGUUAUACCAUUAGGUGCAGAUAGUUCAAUAACUAGACAGGCCCCAAACACUGUAGUGUAUAUGAAAAACUGCUUCAGUGUAGAACACAUUUCAAUAGACAUAACAAAUAAUAUCAAUACUGAUAAUGCUGUAAACAAGUGUACAAAAACACAAGGAUCUGAUUUGGCAGAUGACACAUCGUCCACUAUACAACCGUCAUAUCCCGUAACAUCAACCGCAAUACCACCAUGUCCGUUGACUGCAUGCGUACCACCGCCAACUCCUGCAGCAUACAGAGGGACGUCCACAACAUCAAUGUUAAGAAGUACAGAGCCGUCAACAAAAGAACCUUCGUGCGAAGUGACGUCAACUAUACUACCUUUAUGUCCAGUGAUGUCAACGCUAACGCUGCCAUGCCCAGACACGUCAACUAUACUGCAGCCAUAUCCAGGGAUGUCAUCUACACUACCAUCAUUUCCAGUUAUGUCAACUAUACGUGUGCUAUCAACCGUAUGCCUACAGUCAAAUGUACCACCUUCAAAUUCAGUGUUUGCAGUAGAAGUGUCUACAAUUGUCUCAACUAAUUUCAUUAUACCAACUGAAGUCCCAAAGUAUAUUUCUCGAUUGACAUCCUUAGCAACAAGUAUGUUAGAUUCAACGUACAGCAUGACACAAGAAACGUCAAUAGAUCAGGGAGCAUUAUUUUAUGCUGGUGAACUACUAGAUGUUCACAAUCUGUCAUCAUACAAACGAAAAUUUAUAAGUGUAGACGAUAAUCGACCUUCAGCUAUAACAAUAGGAGUUCUGGGAAUUCUGGUGAUGGCGUCAUUUUUUGUUAUUGUACUUUGCUGUGACUUGUGUUGUAAAAAAGAGAAGAACAGACACCAGUGUUUAUUGUAGACAAUAAUGUAAGAAAACUAUUUGAGCACGGCGCCCAGAAGUUGUUAUUUUAUUGAGAAGUUGGAAGUUUGAAAUAAGAAUAUCUUCCUGUGAAAUGAAAUGAAAAGCAUCAUUUUUGAUUUUGCGUAUAUUUAUUUUGCUAACCUGUUAAAUCCAUCUUAAAGUUCAUGGAAAUCAAGUUCAAUAUAUAACAAUUGUCUAAUUAUGCUAAAUAGUUUAACAUAAACUGUCGUCCAAAAGUAAACCACCACUUUGAUAAGUAGCCUAAUUAAUGCGGAAAUUGCAAAAUUUUAAGUUAUAUUUUUAAAAUUUAUUAAAAUAAAGCCUGAAUAUAGA